AUGGCUUUCCGUGUCGAACAUUGCAGAAAAGCUACAGAAUUUUUCAUCAAAUUCAAUACCGGCUCAAAAGCCUACCUUCAAUAUGCUGAACUUCCAAACCGUGUCCUCGACUUCCAGCAUACUGUAACUCCAGAAGAUCAACAAGGAAAAGGGGUCGCCCGUGUUCUCGUCAAGGAAGGUCUCAAGUAUGCUGCUGAUAACAAGUACCUCGUCCAGCCAACCUGCUGGUACGUGGCAAAGUAUUUGGAUGGAGAAAGUGCUACAAAAGAAGAGAAGGAACUUGAUAUUCGUCAUAAAUUGUAA
Molecule: messenger RNA, 303 nt
Organism: Caenorhabditis briggsae
Lineage: Eukaryota; Metazoa; Nematoda; Chromadorea; Rhabditida; Rhabditidae
Exons: 2
Coding region: 1-303 (100 amino acids)
Source: RefSeq, a predicted model, not a curated record